AUGUGGCAGCGCAACAGACAUUAUCAUCAAUAUAUGCCUGUGCUGUCUCAAACAGCAGAUCUGGAGUCAUUUCCAACAUCGUGCUUGGGUUCCAAAAUUCGCUGGCGGUUCCACCUUAGUUCAGUCACGACAUUCAACAAACACGUCGCGUGCCAUUUUAUUCUUGGCGAGUUUAAUCAACAACUCACACUCCAAGAACGAGUCAGAAACAAUGCAAAUAAAUCUUUAUUCGUGUCCACCAAAGACGGGUCAGUGGUAGCGGAAUCGUGCUGCUGCUGUUGUUCGGGGUUGACGAAUGCUUCCAUGUCUCUCAUUCUAGUGCGCAUGGCGUUGGUUAGCUUCAUCAAUCACGCAGAGAUGAACAAACUGAAGGAGGUUCACGAUUUGGGGGAUUUAAUUGCUGUGAUUUGUGCGUUCUCAUUUUUACGUUUUUCAGAGGUUGCUCGUGGCUGGCGAAGUGGGGUUAUGGGUUUGAUUCUCCAUGAUGUUUACAGAAUUCAUGCUAUUCAAAUAGAUGAUUUGGAGAUAGAAAGAGAGUUACAAGUCAUUAAUAAGCCCUCUGUCAAGAGUAUUCAAACAGAUUUUGGAUAUAUUGUGGAUUGUGUUGAUAUUUACAAACAACCAGCAUUUGAUCAUCCUUUAUUAAAAGAUCACAAAUUACAGAAAGAAAAAUGUCCAAUAGGAACAGUUCCCAUUCGAAGAAUAUCAAAAGAUGAUAUCAUUGAAGGAAAAUCAUCAUUUUAUAAUCAAAGCCUAAGCCAAGAAUUUCUGGGUGCUCAUUUUGCUGAAGUAUAUCUGAAAUCAAAUCAUGGUCCUUAUUACAAAGUUACAGGAAGCAAUAGCAUCUAUAAUCCAAAAGUGUCAAGAGAUCAAACAAGCAUUUCUCAUAUAUGGGUUGAAAAUGGACCAGUAGAAAGCACUAACAAAAUCACUUUUGGAUGGCAUGUGGCUCCGAAAGUAUACGGUGGUAAUACUGCAACUGCUAUCUACUCUUCAUGGACGAGAGAUAAUUAUAAGAAGACAGGAUGCUACAAUCUGCAGUGUUCAGGUUUUGUUCAAAUUCAUAGAGAAAAAUACCUUGGUGCAUUCGUGCCUCGUACAUCUGUCGGAGGAACAAUAAUUGAGUAUACAUUUUCUAUCAAUCAGGAUCCGAAAACGAAAAAUUGGUGGUUAAAUCUUCAGAGAAAAGAUGAUAAGUGGGUUAAUAUUGGAUAUUAUCCAGCAAAAUUGUUCUGGAAUAUGUCAUCAGCUGACCAGGUGGGAUGGGGUGGAAGAACAGUUACUCUUUCUGGAACUCCGAGUCCUGAAAUGGGAUCUGGAUAUUUUCCAGAUCCUAACUUUGGUCGUGCUUGUUACUUUAGGUCGGUCUCCUUUCAAAAUGGAAAAAGAACAGAUCUUGGACCUCAAAAAGACAUGGUAAGCAAAUUUGUCGACAGAUCCAUAUGUUUCAAUGCGGAAUUCUAUGGGCAUGGAAGAACACAUGGAUAUUAUCUAGAAUUUGGGGGACCUGGUGGCAAGUGUGGCGAUUGAUCAUUAGUAGGAUAUAAUUAUCUACAGAGUUCAAAAAUCAAUGAAUAAAGCAUUUUGAUUCAUCCAUUGUAAGAAAUCAAGAAUCUUCAACGUUAGCUUGGAUUGCUUUAAUUUCCUGUUGGGCCUCGUUUUACUUUCUGCACCACGGGUUUCUCCAGCACAUCCAUCCCCCAUGUGUGUAGCUUUUUCUCAUUACACACACUUUUUAUGUACUUCCAUACUUUUAUUUCCAGUUUUGCCCUUUUUUUUUCAAAUUAAUCUCUACAUUUCACACAUCCUUACUUUUUAUUUUUCUCAUCUUUAUUUCCUUUUCUUUAGGUUUUA
Vigna radiata var. radiata (mung bean) is the source of this 1854-nucleotide messenger RNA. RefSeq lists its product as uncharacterized. Bases 1 to 1530 code for a protein of 509 amino acids. The transcript has 9 exons. The record is from RefSeq and is a predicted model, not a curated record. Lineage: Eukaryota; Viridiplantae; Streptophyta; Magnoliopsida; Fabales; Fabaceae.